AUGAAGUUCAUGUCCCUUACCAUCGUUGCGUGGGCUUUCCUGUCUCUAAACGCUGGGCUUACGCUUGCUGGAGAUGUGCUCAAGAACAAUGGGUUUAAAUCUUGCCUUCCGAAAAGUGAUAUCGAGAUCCGGGAGCUGGAUUUCGUCCUUAACCGCGCAACCAGGAGAGUCACCUACAAUUUCGUUGGGAUGAACGUCAAAACACAAAAUGUCACUGCCACCAUUACUAUCCUUGCAUAUGGACAGACUUUCACGCAGAAUCUUGAUCCAUGUUCCUCAGACACGUUUAUAGACCAACUUUGCCCUGUACCUGCCGGCCGUUUCACCGCCCAAGGUGAGCAAACGAUUUCAGAAGAGUUUGGAUCCAAAAUACCGAAUAUUGCCUUCAUGGUGCCAGAUUUAGACGCCGAAGCUACACUGAAGCUGGAUGAAAAAGAUGGCAAAAAUGAGCUCUCCUGCAUCCAGUCAACUGUUGGGAAUGGACACUCCCUAAACACCCCGAUGGUAUCAUACGCUGCCGCUGGCAUUUCUGGCGCGGCCCUGGUCGUCUCUGGCGUUGGUGCUGUAGGCGCUACCGCUCACCCUGGAGCACCUGGUGCAAGUCCAUCUUUCAUUCAAGUUAUGGGUUUUUUUCAGGCUAUUGCACUGAAUGGAUUGUGUAGUGUGGACUAUCCUCCCGUUUAUCGGAGCUUUACCAAAAACUUUAGCUUCAGCCUGGGUCUUUUUCCCUGGACAAGCCUACAGGUAUCCAUCGAUAACUUCCGAAAUGCGACUGGCGGAAACCUCACGGAAAACAGCGUCAGCUAUCUUCGGAGUCUGAAAGUACAAAGUAAUGCCACAAAUAGCACUGCUAAGAAGCGCUCGCUUGAUCUCACAUCCCGCCAUGUCCAGCUCCUGGGCCGUGAUAUACAGGAGGAAGUCAACAACCGACUUAGCGGCAUCAAAAAGGGCGUCGAAGAACUCUCUAUUCCAGCAGCCAAUACUUUCAUGACUGUUUUACUUGUCUUUGCCAUUGUCAUUGCUGUCAUUGCCGCAGGCAUAUUACUUGGGAAGGUCAUAUUGGAAAUCUGGGCUCUCUACUCCACGUUCCCAGAGCGUUUGUCAAACUUCCGACAACAUUACUGGGGUUUCCUUGCCAGGACCAUCACCAACUUGAUUCUUCUGCUUUACGGAAUUUGGACCCUCUACUGCAUUUUUCAGUUCACUCGUGGUGACUCGUGGGCCGCAAAAACUCUUGCUGCAGUCACCCUGACGCUCUUCACAGGCGUUCUUGGAUACUUCACCUUCCGUAUCUGGUCCCUUGCCCGACGCCUCAAGAAGACUGAGGGAACUGCUUCAGCUCUGUUUGAGGACAAGGAAGCUUGGCGCAAGUACAGUCUCUUUUACGACCAUUAUAAGAAGGAUUACUGGUGGAUUUUCGUCCCUGUUAUCGUGUACCUCUUUGUCCGUGGCUGUGUGAUUGCUGGCGGAGAUGGGCAUGGUCUCGUUCAAUCUGCUGGUCAGUUUAUUGUUGAAGGCCUCAUGCUUAUUCUUCUAUUAUGGACUCGUCCUUUCGAAACCAAGUCUGGUCGAUGGAUCAAUAUCUCCAUUCAGGUUGUCCGAGUACUGUCUGUUGGAUGCAUUAUCGUCUUUGUUGACGAGUUUGGUAUAUCGAAGACAACAAAGACCGUGACUGGCGUUGCUCUCCUUGCCGUCCAGACUAGUCUUGCGGCCAUUCUGGGCAUACUUAUCUUGAUCAACGGUAUAAUGGCACUGUUUGGCAAAAACCCGCACGAGGAGCGUCACAAGGAGAAACAAAACUUCGAUAGAGAUCUAGACAAUUUAACUCCACUCGAUCCUCGAGGUUCAAUUCUACUCAAGCCCAAAUCCCACGGGUACAUGCACGACGAAGAAAUUGGCAAGCUGAACCAUAUCUCCCGCUACGAGCCUUACCACGACUCACCGCCAUCCAAGCCAAGACACGGCUACAGCGAGAGCACAGACCGACUAGUCCAGCAUCGAGGCGGAAGCCCCGAGAGGCCAAGGAGUGCCGGCAGCGAUAUAUCCUUUACGAACAAUCCUCACCAACAGAAUCGGUCUUUGCUGCAUUAA
Trichophyton rubrum CBS 118892 is the source of this 2091-nucleotide messenger RNA. RefSeq lists its product as uncharacterized. The record is from RefSeq and is a predicted model, not a curated record. Gene Ontology annotation, biological process: fungal-type cell wall biogenesis; transmembrane transport. NCBI's taxonomy places the organism in Eukaryota, Fungi, Ascomycota, Eurotiomycetes, Onygenales, Arthrodermataceae. The transcript has 3 exons. The coding region runs from base 1 to 2091 and encodes 696 amino acids.